AUGAAGGCCGCUGAGGGAGAGUCCUUAGUCCUGGGGUCGCGGCGCCAUCAGUCUUCAUAUCGGCGGACCAAGCAACGCCUACGCGUCAAACCCGACGCCUCCUUUGGCUCGUCCGCCGAGCACCAGGACCACAUCAUCUACAACCCUCCCUCCAGUGCUCCCAAUGUCUACCAUACGCCAACCAAGUUUCUGCCCCCGGAUGAUGUCCGGCGAGCGAUGCGGCCCGAGGAGCCCGUGAAGCAAGAUGUCGAAAGCCUUCCGGGCGUGUUCAAGAAAGUGCACGAGAAGAAAUACCACCUAAGCCCGUCGGAUAUCCAGGAGAUCCGCAAACUCCGGCUCGAGGACCCGAUGAAAUGGAGCCGCCACAAGCUGGCGAAACGGUUUGACUGCUCGCCCAUGUUUGUUGCCAUGGUCUGUGAAGCCAGCCAGCAGAAGAAGGAGAUCCAGAAGCAGGUCUUGGAGGCCGUCCAAUCCCGCUGGGGUGCGAAGCGACGGAUGGCCAGGGAGGACCGGCAACUGCGCCGGGAGGCCUGGGGACGGGACGCGUAG
This is a messenger RNA of Penicillium lagena, 549 nucleotides long. RefSeq names its product mitochondrial 54S ribosomal protein mL58. Gene Ontology annotation, molecular function: structural constituent of ribosome. The transcript is spliced from 2 exons. The record is from RefSeq and is a predicted model, not a curated record. Lineage: Eukaryota; Fungi; Ascomycota; Eurotiomycetes; Eurotiales; Aspergillaceae. Gene Ontology annotation, cellular component: mitochondrial large ribosomal subunit. The coding region runs from base 1 to 549 and encodes 182 amino acids.